Molecule: messenger RNA, 528 nt
Organism: Sinocyclocheilus rhinocerous
Lineage: Eukaryota; Metazoa; Chordata; Actinopteri; Cypriniformes; Cyprinidae
Product: translational activator of cytochrome c oxidase 1-like
Exons: 2
Coding region: 134-496 (120 amino acids)
Cellular component (GO): mitochondrion
Source: RefSeq, a predicted model, not a curated record
AAUCCCGUUAGAACGUGCAUGUAAGAAACUCAAGGCUUGUAAGCCAAAGACAGCAUGACAUUCUAACAUUUGACCAAAGUCAUUUGCUUUGGACACUUACAUACCUGCGCAUCUGUUUGGUGAGGGAAGAACAAUGUUAGGAGACAUGAUUCUGAGGGCUUUCAGACUGACAGUGAGGGUGUCUGCAGCGGUUCAGAGCCGCCGUCAGUGUCCAGCCCUUCAGUCAAGCAGAGCUCUGCACUCCAGCCCUGCGCUCUGGGCAGGACACAACAAAUGGUCCAAAGUAAAGGACAUUAAAAUACCCAAAGAUGCUGCUCGGUCCCGGAUAAUUGCCAAGUACACCAUGAUGAUCAGGAUUGCAGUAAGAGAGGGAGGACCCAAUCCAGAAUUUAAUGUUGCUUUGGCACAACUUCUAGAGCAGUGUCGGAACAAAAAUCUACCGAAAGCCACCAUAGAAGGAGCUAUAAAAGGAGCCGUAAGACAGAUUUUACAGUGAUAAAUAGCAUAUCUACUAUAUAGACAGACAGA